Molecule: messenger RNA, 3207 nt
Organism: Trypanosoma conorhini
Lineage: Eukaryota; Euglenozoa; Kinetoplastea; Trypanosomatida; Trypanosomatidae
Exons: 1
Coding region: 1-3207 (1068 amino acids)
Source: RefSeq, a predicted model, not a curated record
AUGCCCGCACCCGUGACGCGGCAUUGGACGGCGCUGUCGCUUUUGGUGCGACAAGCAUACCGUUCUUUCGUUUUCUAUGACGCCAAGACGGCGAGUGAUGUAAUUGCCGCUCUAGGAGAUCUUCACGAGCCUCCGUUGAGUCUACACGCCCUUGUGCUUUGUGUAUUAACCACGUUGCCGAAUUUUUCUUCUGGAGACCAUGUGGCCCGCCUCUUCCAGGGGCUGUCUCUACUCCGUGUGCGCCACACAAUGCUCACUGCUCAUUUUUUGAAGCAUUAUCUCCGUUGCUGCUUUGUUAACGGCUGCAUGGCCACACCUCGCGUGGCUGUGCCAGUGGGCAUGGAAUAUUCCGUAAUAGACCCGUUGCGGUUUUUAUCCUCAUUUGCCGUGAUUCUUCACACCCUUGAGCGUUUUCACCCAACCGAAAUUGUUAAUGCCCUUUUUGAUUCCUUGGAAGAGAUGCUAGGCGCGGAUUUUGGACCAUCUUUAUUUUUCCAUUACAGAUAUUCUCACAAGAGCUGUGAACCAGACGAGGCAAAUAUAGAACCCUCUUCUGAGAACGCGGAGGAAGUUGCAGAGGAAAUUUUUUUUGUGCUGCAGCGUUUUCUUAUUAUUUACCGCCGGCACCCUUACGGUUCUCGGUACAAACGCACUGGAAAACUCUUGGCUUUCUAUGCAGAUCACUUGCACUUCCAUCAUUUGGUGUGUCUGCUGUGUCUUAUGGAAGAAGCGGAUACGAAGUGUCAUAAAUGGACAGCUCAUUUUUCGAAAGAGCAAGAGCUUUCUGACCUCCAGCGACAGUUGCUGUGUUAUCUGGUGUAUCGCUUUCGUCCCGAGGCGCUUCGUCCCGGAGUACUUUCAAAAGUUGAAAUCGUGGCGUUACUUAGACAUGUGAACUACUAUAAUCUCAGUGGACUUCCGCCUGACGUGAGAAGUGGAAUUUACUCCAUUGCAGAUGCCUUAUGUUUUAUUCUCGAAAAGGCCCCAUUGACGUUAAAUGCUACUCGUUUUCUGGUAGUGAACGAUUUAUUAUCACAGGAUGAGGAACCACAACAUAUGGAAAAGGAGAUUUCAACAGAAGCUUGGCAACUGCGGCAAAAACCCCGCCUGAAGCAUUUUCUAGAUGGACUGCAGCAGUUAAUUCUUGAUAGGGGGAGUAGAUUUGUUUGUAAGGAGGAUCUUUGGUUGUAUACAGAGGUUUUGCUUAUUUUGUGUUAUCGUCUACUUCUUUCUCAUGCGGCGGAUGAGAAAUCGGUAGCAACCCCACAACUCCUUCGGACCUGUCAGCUCACGUGUGACGCACUUGGAAGGUUGGAAAGACACGGUGAAUCUGGGAAUGCAUCCGUUGAGUUUCGCAUCCUUCUUUCCAGUCAGCCUGUGAGGUUGCUAUUGCAACAACGCGCGUCUCUGUUGGGAAGUGGGUUGGUUUUGGCACUCUCAGAGGUGAUAACACGGUACGGAAUUCAGACGGCGCUUCGCUUGGCCAUGAGACAUGCCGCCAAUGACAUGGAUCUUCAGUGUCUAUGUUUUUUGCUACAGGAGCGACAUCCGACGGUGGAGCUUCUGGCACGAAUUGAUAGUGCCAUAACUAUGAUUUGUGGUCAGAAGUGUUCCACACAAUACACAGUAAAACACAUUGCGGAAGCACUUAGCAUGCUCGGCUCGAGGAAUUGGGUGACACUUUGUGGCGGCAAUGAAAGAUGGAUAACACUUGCAACAUCUGUGCGACUCUCUGUGGCGGUGAAUUCACUUGUUUUUUAUAUAAGGAAGACUGAACAGGAUGCGACACGGCAGCAAGCAUUAGCACAGCUACUGAAACUUUUGACUGUGUUAUCUCCCGUAGAGUUGCACAGUGAUUCAGACAAGCGGUGUCGGUGUCUCACGGCACGCAUCCCUGGCUCAAACGCGGUUAAGCUCCUCAUUGAGUCUGUGCUUCGAGUUUGUAUUGAUUGCACCCCAAAAUUUGCAUUCUUUAGAGAUCACGGGGACGAUUGCAGCUUCCCCGCACUGAAUACAUCGGACUUUGCCGAGCGUUGUUUCCUGCGGAGUCGUUCUUCCAAGUUGUGGAAGGCGGCCGAGGCUUUUUCAGACGACGUAUGGUUUUCAGAGGAUGCAGCUCAUUGCGAAAAAGAUAUGUAUUCUUUUCACAGCAAGCAACAAAGCACACGGAACGUGGUGGAAUUUGCUCUCUGGAUGGGUGCUUUUCGGUUUGCAGCCGAGCGUAAAGGUGGAAAUGAGCGAGAACUUUUUCUUUCAAGCAUGAGGAUGGAAGAGCUACGACGAAUGCAUACGGAGAUUCUUCGGAGUGCCAGUUAUCUUGUGCUACGGGAUAACUCCUGGAGAUGUUCGACUCUGCGUCAGCGACUCCUUCGCGCCUUUUAUAUUGAGUUGAAAUGCGAGGGUCUUCACCUAAUUGGACGCAAUGAGCCAAUAUUUAUUAGACAUGAAAUAUUUAAGCAUGUCAUCCCGCUUUUAAUAGCAGAAUUAUAUCGGCUUGUGCUGACCCCCUGCUUUGAUGAGGAUCUUACAUUAACGUCAGUGGAAACAUGCAUCUCCGGUGAUGCAUGGAUGCUACUUGAGCACGGUGAUGUGGAUGCGGCCGAGCUAGUUGUUUUGUUCGAAUCUUCCAUGGAUGAAUUUCGAACGAACGGAGUUGAUAAAAGCCCUUUGCUUCUGCUGCAUGAUAUUGUGUGGAGCUCGCUCACAUGCAUCGCCUCAUUGAGCACGGCGCUCAAGGAGUGGAUUGAUGGCUUCCGUUAUGGAAGCUCAUUCAACACUGAGAAUGUCUUCGAUGGUGAGAUUUGCCACAAGCUGCGCAAAGACAGUGGCACAGUGCUUGUUGCCAAUGCACGAAAUACUCUCUUGUGGACGCUGUUGCUACUCGCCUGUUUUAUGCGUUGUCAAGCGGCUGUGCUAAAGAGUGAAGAAGCUGCACAGUUGACAGCGGCCCAAACCGCAGUUGCGCGGCUUGUGCGGUUGGUGUCGCAGCUCUCACCCGUGUUGAGGCGGCCACGUCCUGCUCCUGAGUGUCUCCUGGCGCUUAAACUGCGCGAGGUGCUGGAGGGGCUGAGAGACGGAGCUGUCGGCGGAAGCAACGACUGUGUCGCUGGCGUGCUUGAUGACGUGCUCCGCCGAGAGCAGCCGCAUUUCUCUCGCUGGGAGGGCACGUUUGAAUCGGUGGCUGCCCAAAUGAGGCGUUACGUGUGA